Molecule: messenger RNA, 2186 nt
Organism: Dermatophagoides pteronyssinus (European house dust mite)
Lineage: Eukaryota; Metazoa; Arthropoda; Arachnida; Sarcoptiformes; Pyroglyphidae
Gene: hyx
Product: cell division cycle 73 hyrax
Biological process (GO): transcription elongation by RNA polymerase II; positive regulation of transcription elongation by RNA polymerase II
Cellular component (GO): Cdc73/Paf1 complex
Molecular function (GO): RNA polymerase II complex binding
Source: RefSeq, a predicted model, not a curated record
CUAUUUUUUUGCGAGGUUUUUUUUUGUUGUAAACAAUUUAAUUUAAUUUUGUUAUUAUCGUUUGUUGUAUUCAUCCAUUGAUUUUAAUUUCAUAAUCAUCAAUAUCAGUGGCAAUAAUAAUUCCUGAUUUAUUCCGUUUACAUCAGUCAACAGUUUAUUUAAUUAGAAUAAAUAAUAAUUCAUCAUCAUGGCUGAUCCAUUAUCAUUAUUACGACAAUAUCAUAUGCGUAAAAAAGAUAUUGUUGAAAGAGAUCAGAUGAUUUGUUUUGGUGAAUAUUGUUGGCCAAAACAAACAAAAACAAAUUAUCUAAUCUAUAGUUCAUCACGUGAUGGACCGAAUAAAAAUUAUUAUACACUUGAAUGUUUGGUCUAUUUUCUUCGUAAUGUUCAUCUACAACAUCCUACCUAUGUUAAGCAGGCAGCAUCGUUUGAGAUUCCUGUCGUACAAAGACCAGAUCGUAAAGAUUUACUUGCGUAUCUUAGUGGCGAAACAUCUACAUCGGCUUCCAUUGAUAAAUCUGCACCAAUUGAAUUGCCCAUCAGCAUUUCUCAACUGAACAAAGAAAGUGGCCAUCAACAGAAUUUAUCUGGUCAUGUCGGAAUGACUGGCCAAUUGAUGGAUGGUCAAGAUGGACCACCAGCUAGUAAAUUGGCUCGAUUAGAUGAAAUGGAAAAAGUUCGCAAGCAAUUUGCCGCACGUUUAGAUGCACCGAAAAUUAAGAAAACAUUGCCAACGGAUUUAUUAGUUGGACAACAUGGUUCAAGUUCGGCUAGUGGUAUCGGUGCUUCUGGUGAUUCGAAUACAACAUCUCUUCGCGAUUCGAUGAGUCAUGAACAGAUUGCCGCAUUGAAAGCAAAACGUUUGGCAAAAAAACGUUCGACGAUUAUUGAUGCUGAUACCGAUCUGGAAGGUGCACAAGCAUUAGGACUGAAUAAUACGGCAGCCGAUCAUUCUGUGCUAUUACAGUAUGAUUCAAAUUUUACCAAAGAAAUUCAGAACAAAGAACGUGUAUGGCGUAAUCGUACCAAUAUAUUACAAUCAUCAGGAAAAAAUUUUCAGAAACCAAUAUUUUUCAUACUACAAUCAAUCAAAGUGCGUGAAGAUAAUGCAUUACGGAAUCGUGGCAAUGGUAUUGUUUCGAAUAAUUCUAUACAUUCAUCAAGUCAAAUGAAUCGAUCGAAUUUAUUAUCAUCAUCAUCAACAUCAUCGGUUAUAAUGUCGACAACAUCAUCACAGAUGAAUAAUGGUCAGGCAAUAAACGUCGGUAAUAAUAUUCAACAAAUACAACCAUCAGCACAACCUGCCAAUAUUCAGCAACAACAAAUAGCACAACAACAAUAUAAUCGUUAUGAUCAGGAACGUUUUGCUAAAAAUGAUUCGGCAUUAGGUUUCAGUAUCGAUACGACCAGUACAUAUCAUGGUCUUACAUUAAAAAGUGUAACAGAAGGUUCAACUGCACCGAAAACCGUUUCAGGUUCAGCAGUGACAGGUCUAUUAAUGCAGAAAAAUAAUCAACUUGUUUCUAAUAAUGGUCAUCAUGGCAAUCAAAAACCACAGAAACGACCAUCACGAACUCCGAUUAUCAUAAUACCAGCAACCAAUACAUCUUUGAUUACAAUGUAUAAUGCAAAAGCUAUUUUACAAGAUCUAAAAUAUAUGGAUUCCAAACAAUGUGAUCAACGACGUGAAAAUGAAAUUCUGAUACAAAGAAGAAAACCGGAUAAUACCACUGUUCCGUAUCGAAUCAUUGAUAAUCCAUUGAAAUUAACACAGGAAGAGUGGAAUCGUGUUGUAGCAGUUUUCGUUCAAGGACCAGCAUGGCAAUUCAAAGGUUGGCCAUGGAAUGGUAAUCCCGUGGAAAUUUUUGCGCGAAUAAAAGCAUUUCAUCUAAAAUUUGAUGAAAUGAAAUUGGAUAAUAAUGUUGCAAAAUGGUCGGUAGAAAUUAUUGAUUUAUCUCGUAGUAAACGACAUUUGGAUCGAGCAAAUUUAUUAAAAUUUUGGUCAUUAUUAGAUCAACAUAUUGCCAAACAUAAACAUAAUGUAGUUCGUUAUUGAUCAAAUUUACUGAUGUUUUUCUUUCAAACUAAAUCAUCAUUAUCACCGUUUUUCAUUUUAAAUUCAAACAUUUACAUUAUUCAUUCAAUAUCUACGCUUGAAAAUCAUGGACAUCUCUAUAUAAUUUUUA